Messenger RNA from Trachymyrmex cornetzi, 828 nucleotides. RefSeq lists its product as uncharacterized. The transcript has 3 exons. NCBI's taxonomy places the organism in Eukaryota, Metazoa, Arthropoda, Insecta, Hymenoptera, Formicidae. The coding region runs from base 1 to 828 and encodes 275 amino acids. The record is from RefSeq and is a predicted model, not a curated record.
AUGACUGGAACCGUCAUUCACUGGCCAUAUAGAACAAGUCGUCACUCAUCGACCACUCACCUUAUUAGCGACGUAUCAGAUCCGGGCUCCGAAUUGUCAUUUGUCACAGAAGAAUUGGCACAUUCAUUAAGACGAAAAACCGCGAUCAUUCUGCUGCUAGGGAUUGGCGGAACUCAUUCCGGACGCACUAGAGGUGUAGUUUACAUGAAACUUUAUUCCACAUUUAACGAUUUCGAUUCUUUUGUAUUACAAGCUUUUAUCCUUCCGCGGUUAACUUUCGAAAUACCGUCGUUUGAGGUAACACGUGACUCUUGGGCUCACCUCAGUAACUUACAGCUCGCAGAUCCACAAUUCAAUAAACCCGGACCGAUUCAUAUUAUUAUUGGUGCGGACGCGUAUGGUCAGAUCAUUAAGCCGGAAAUAAUCAAAGGAGACUCGUCGUCGCCAGUUACUCAGCUAACUCUGUUCGGUUGGGCAGUUUCAGAUCCCUUCGGCCCGGUAACGUUAAAUCCUGAUGAUGCGGAUUGUGAAGAGCACUUCCGUUCUACGUUCUCUUGGGAUCAAACCGGUCGUUACAUAGUUCGACUUCCGUUAAAGUCUCCGGCGAUUGCGUUAGGGGAUUCCUCGUCUACCGCUCUCCGAUGCUUGUCGCGACUUCAGAAACGGCUUGCGUGUGAUCCUUCGUACUGUAAACUAUAUACGGACUUUUUACAAGAGUAUCAAUCGUUGGGUCAUAUGGUCCCCGUAUUAGAAUCUAAAGCUAACGGUUCUCCUGUUUUUUAUUUACCUCAUCACGGGGUAUUACGCGAAGAUAGUCAGUCGACUUAA